This is a messenger RNA of Schistocerca gregaria, 767 nucleotides long. It is a transcript of the gene mRpL11, whose product is annotated as 39S ribosomal protein L11, mitochondrial. Gene Ontology annotation, cellular component: mitochondrial large ribosomal subunit; ribosome. Gene Ontology annotation, molecular function: structural constituent of ribosome; large ribosomal subunit rRNA binding. The record is from RefSeq and is a predicted model, not a curated record. The transcript is spliced from 3 exons. The coding region runs from base 93 to 683 and encodes 196 amino acids. Lineage: Eukaryota; Metazoa; Arthropoda; Insecta; Orthoptera; Acrididae. Gene Ontology annotation, biological process: translation.
AUUUUGCCCGAGGGUAUCGAAACGUCGUACAGAUGCCUAAUGUUUGUAAAUAAUGUAGACGAAGAGCAGUAGACUUCAGUGAACAGUUAAAAAUGUCGAAAGCUGCUGGUAGGCUGAAGACCUUGCGUAAGGCCGUUGACAAGGUGCAACAUGGAAAUAAAAUUCGAACCAAUAUCCCAGCAGGAAUGGCAGUUGCCGGUCCUCCGUUAGGACCAAUGCUUGGGCAGCAUGGAAUCAAUAUUGCAGCUUUUUGCAAGGAUUUCAAUGAAAGAACAAAGGAUUUAAAAGAGGGAAUACCUCUUCCAUGUAGAAUUACAGUUAAUGCUGAUAGGAGUUAUCAGCUUAUUAUGCAUAAGCCACCUGCUACAUUUUUCCUAAAACAAGCUGCUGGUAUACAAAGGGGUGCUAUGGAACCAGGAAAAGAAAUAUCGGGAAAAAUAACACUAAAGCAUUUGUAUGAAAUAGCAAAAAUCAAAUCAGAAGAUCCUCCUUUGGCAUGUUAUACUUUAGAACAAAUAUGUAUAAUGUUGGUAGGUGUUGCAAGAUCAUGUGGCAUUGAAAUAACAAGAAAUAUUGACUCAGUUGAAUAUGGUGAAUUUUUGGAAGAAAGGAGAGAAGUUGUUGAACAACAGAAGAAAGAACUUCAAGAGAAAAAGGAAGCUCGGAUGUUAAGAACAGGCUAAUCACUCUCUCUUUGUAUCUUCCUGUGUUGUGUAGUUGUACAAAGAAAGUUUGCUGUUAUUAAAAACAGAAGAGAUAUGUACAAA